AGGUGCAAGAGCGGGGCUGCAGCAGUUGAGGGUGGAGACUGUCUUGCCCCGGAGUCCAGCAUGGAAUCACUCUGCUGCUUCCUGGGCUUUCUGCUGCUGGCUGCCGGAUCACCACUCACCACAGCCACCCGAUUUCGUGAUGUGCUGAGCAGUGACAAAUCCCGUGGCUAUCUGAGCAAGCGCAGCCCGUUACAUGGCUGGUCGUCUGACGAAAACAGCUGGAACGAAAAACUCUACCCAGUGUGGAAGAGAGGGGACACGAGGUGGAGGAACUCCUGGAAGGGCGGCCACCUGCAGGCGGUCCUGACCAGUGACUCCCCGGCUCUGGUGGGCUCCACAAUGACGUUUGUGGUGAACCUGGUUUUCCCCAGAUGCCAAAAGGAAGAUGCCAACGGUGACAUCGUCUAUGAGAAGAACUGCAGGAAUGACACCGGCUCAUCCACUGACCAGUAUGUCUACAACUGGACGGCCUGGUCAGAGGACAGUGACACGGGCAACAGCAGCGGCCAGAGCCACCACAAUGUGUUCCCCGAUGGGAAGCCCUUCCCUCACCCCCACGGCCGGAAGAGGGGGAACUUCAUCUACGUCUUCCACACGCUAGGUCAGUAUUUCCAGAAGCUGGGCCGCUGUUCUGUGAAACUCUCGCUGAACACAACCAAUGUGACCCUCGGCCCUCAGCUCAUGGCAGUGACCGUUUACCGGAGACACGGCCGGGCGUUCUUCCCUGUCGCCCAGGUUAAAGACAUGUACGUGGUGACAGAUCAGAUUCCAGUCCUUGUGACCAUGUCCCAGAAAAACGACCGAAAUGCGUCCGACCACACCUUCCUCAAAGACGUGCCCAUCACAUUCAACGUCUUCCUUCACGACCCCAGCCACUUCCUCAACGAGUCCAGCGUCAGCUACAAGUGGAGUUUCGGGGAUAACACCGGCUUGGUCCUCUCCAGCAACCAAAGCUUGAACCACACCUACAUGCUCAACGGCACGUUCAGCCUCAACCUCACUGUGGAGGCCACAGCGCCUGGCCCUUGCCCUUCGUUCGUGCCCUCACCUCCACCCACGUCCCCAAGUAAGCCACCACCUUCAAUCUCACCAACUACUCUCAGAUCUAAUUAUUCAUUCUCUCCAGGACCUGCUACUGCCAACUCCUUGGAGCUGAGUGAGAAUCCUGUUGAAAACUGCCAGAUUAACAGAUAUGGCUACUUUAGAGCUACCCUCACCAUUGUGGAGGGAAUCCUGGAGGUGAACAUUGUCCGGAUUGAGGAGGUCCCUGCGCCCCAGCCCGGCAGCUCGCUGGUGGAUUUGGUUGUGAGCUGCCAGGGAACCUUCCCCACCGAGGUCUGCACCAUCAUUUCUGACCCUACCUGCCAGAGUGCUGGGAGCUCUUGGUGUGACACCGUGGACAUCAGCGAGGACGAGGGGUGCCUGCUGACCGUGAGAAGGAACUUCAGUGGUUCAGGGAGGUACUGCGUGAACCUCACCCUGGGCGAUGACGCCAGCUUGGCCCUCGCCAGCACCUUGGUCUCUGUCUCCAGGAGAGACUCGGCGUGGCCCCUGCAAGCAUUGAACGGCAUCCUGAUCGCCGCUGGCUGCCUGGUCCUGUGCCUCGCCGCGUUCUCCAUGCACCUGUACAGAAAACACAGGGAAUACAAACCAAUAGGAAGUAACGCCGGGGGCACGGAGGAGGGCAAGGGCCUGAGUGCCUUCCUCGGCCACGCCAAGGCCGUGUCACUCCCGGGAAACCAGGAGAAGGAUCCGCUGCUCCAAAAUCUUCCAGAAGCUCUCUAAAUCGCCCCACCACUUGUACAAGAGUGUAGCUCCACUUUUUUUUUUUUACUAAAUAUUCUUGUAAAACACAGAGGGUGUUGUGUGCGGGGGGGGGUGGGGUUUGUUGUAUGGGGGGGACACCAUGCUGUGUGAACUGGGACCUGCCUCUUCGUAGUGAAACAGCUUAGCAGCCCUUUCUGUCUUGAGCUGUGUCUUCCUUGCAAGAUCUUGAGCAGUGAUUAGGGUGGCUCUACUGGAGGGUUACUCCUUGCAGUCUGACCCGGAGAGCAGCAAAGGGCAGGCUGGACACUGCUAGCCUUCCGCGGAACAAGGCCUACCCUGGAGUCCUAUUUGGGGGACCCUGCUCCGUCCACACUGAGCGCUGUUGGGCGUGGAACGUGCUGGGGUUCCUGACAGCCACAUCAGGGUCAGUCCUCAAUGCCAUGCACAUGCUUACUGUCCUCAGCGGAAGGGAGGGACCACUAAUGGGAUAAAGAGAUGUCAGCCCUGUGUUUGGGUACCGACUGGCACCGCCCAGCUGAGCGAAGGGAGAGUUUUCAUGCCUUCGUUUUCCCCCAGGGACUUCUGGUUAGCACAGCCUGGGCCUCAGAGCCGACUCGCCUGUGUGUACCUAUCAGGAUGUCUGCACAUUGAAAUCACAUAUUAGGAUUUCCUAAGAGGGAAGACCCUGAGUUUCCUACCUGUUUCUCUUAAAUGAUGUAAGGAUUGCACCUUCGUUUGUCACUAAAACCACUUGCCCUGUGUCACACUUGACAUUCUUUUCCUCUCCUUUCUGAAAAAUAAAGUGUGAUAAGAGGAAAGACGUUGGUACUGUGU
Messenger RNA from Ochotona curzoniae (black-lipped pika), 2601 nucleotides. It is a transcript of the gene GPNMB, whose product is annotated as glycoprotein nmb. The transcript has 12 exons. NCBI's taxonomy places the organism in Eukaryota, Metazoa, Chordata, Mammalia, Lagomorpha, Ochotonidae. Gene Ontology annotation, molecular function: integrin binding. The coding region runs from base 61 to 1785 and encodes 574 amino acids. Gene Ontology annotation, biological process: cell adhesion. The record is from RefSeq and is a predicted model, not a curated record.